CUAUAUGCUUAUACUCCUCAACUCGAAUGCUUUCUUCAACGAAUAUAUUAACCACAUAAAUUCGCUUGGACAACAUUUGUUUUGUUUUUAGGUAAUUCUUUAUCUUUUUUAUUUUAUUUCUUUAUUGCUUUUUUGAAAGGAAGAAAAAAACUAAUGUUUGAAGUAGGACUGAUUUGAAGAGAGGGCUAUAAAUAGCAGAGCCAGUCCGGUCGUGUCAGCCAUGAAGUAAAGCUAAUACAACACUUUGUUAUCUCCACAGAUUCCAACAAAACAGGAAUUAAACAUACACAAUUCAUGAAGAAGAUGGUGAUGCUGAUUAUUAAGAUCUGCCUCUUGGCCAUGGCCCCCCUCUGCACUGCCGCUGCAAAUGCUCAGACACAAGGAAUAGGGUUUGGAUAUGGAGGUAGAAAUGGACCAAAACAAUGGGGACACUUAAACCCUCACUACACUGAAUGCUCGAUUGGUAAAUUGCAAUCUCCAAUUGAUAUCCAAAGGACACAAACCUUUUACAACAGCACAUUAGAACCCCUCCACCGCGAUUACUACACGACAAAUGCAACACUCGUGAACCACGUCUGCAAUGUCGCUAUGUUCUUCGCGGAAGGAGCAGGAGAUGUGGUGAUAAACAAUAAGAACUAUACCUUAUUGCAAAUGCAUUGGCACACUCCUUCCGAACAUCAUCUCCAUGGUGUCCAAUAUGCAGCUGAGCUACACAUGGUACACCAAGCAAAAGAUGGAAGUUUUGCUGUGGUUGCAAGCCUCUUCAAAAUCGGCAGUGAAGAGCCGUUCCUCUCUCAGAUGAAGGAUAAAUUGGUGAAGCUAAAGGAGGAGAGGCUCAAAGGGAACCAAACAGCACAAGUGGAAGUUGGAAAAAUAAACACAAGACAUAUCGAACGUAAGACUCGAAAGUACUUCAGAUACUUUGGUUCACUCACCACUCCUCCUUGUUCCGAAAACGUAUCUUGGACCAUUCUUGGCAAGGUGAGGUCCAUGUCAAAAGAACAAGUAGAACUACUAAGAUCUCCAUUGGAUAUUUCUUACAAGAAAAAUGCACGACCUUGUCAACCCCUAAACGGCCGGCGAGUUGAGAUGUUCCACGAGCGCGUCACCAAAACGGAAACCGGAAACAAAAAGAAAAAACCCAAUUAAAUUAUUUCUGCCAGUCGAUUUGUUCAGAGCCUAAUUACCCCCUAAAAACUAGUUUUGUAAAAUCGUAAUGAAAAAAUAAUCGUAUGUGGUACUAUGCUGUUGUUUUUUUGCCAAAAGUAUGCUGUUGUUUAGUGUACUUCUCUUCGAUUUCCAAAUUUGAGAAUGUGGUGUUGAGAGCUAUAUGCUGCUACGUUGAAAAUAACGUGCAUCAACUAAUAUCUCAUUUAGUAAUGAGUUAUAUAGUAUGUCGCACCUAAUUCAUUUUGAUCCACAUUUUAUAUUUUUAUUGAUAACUA
This is a messenger RNA of Brassica napus (rape), 1445 nucleotides long. RefSeq names its product alpha carbonic anhydrase 1, chloroplastic. Gene Ontology annotation, molecular function: zinc ion binding; carbonate dehydratase activity. Lineage: Eukaryota; Viridiplantae; Streptophyta; Magnoliopsida; Brassicales; Brassicaceae. The coding region runs from base 295 to 1149 and encodes 284 amino acids. The transcript has 6 exons. The record is from RefSeq and is a predicted model, not a curated record.